AUGCUUCCGACCCCUCCCUACAGCCUCGAGAGGUCACCGAUCUCUAACUCUGCGCUCUCUACCGUUGAGCAAGGACAGGCUGCACAGAGGGCUACACAACUUCAGCGGUACCUACUCGAGGUCGUCGCAUACACUCUUGGGGCUGAUCUCUCAAAGCUUGUCACCGCAAUCUCAUUCGAGUGGCCGACCUUCGACGGCUUCCGCAGCUCUGUUCUCGAGAAGAGGGAACAAACCCAUCUCUUGCACCUUUUUCACAUCAUUGCGCAGAUGCACCGUCGGCUUGCAACAUCGUCUCUUGAAGAUGUCAGAACGAUCCUUCUUCAGGUCGUCGAAGCAAGCAGAACGCUCAAGGUCGAUCCCGGCUUUACACUCGAGCUCGUGGCAGCGUACGCAAACCACCAGGCCAAAGCCUGGAAGCAUGGGUGUAAACACUCACUUAUCGUUGACCUCGUGGGGAUCCGCCUUCCAAGAGCGCUUUGUGCGUACCUCGACGAAAUUUCCUUACUCAUACUACAAUUGCUACCCAAUGAUAUGAUGCAGAAAACACUUGGCCUAGCAUUAGAGAAGUUCGAGAAAGGGAGCCAGUACGAAAGCCUCCUCGGAUGGAUAUUGACUCUCAACCCUAUGAAUCAUGGCUACUCGAGACUUGCCGAAUUUCUUACAGGCAUAAAUAUGCUUGGGGAGGAUGCGACUUGGCAACAAUUGUAG
This is a messenger RNA of Alternaria atra, 708 nucleotides long. RefSeq lists its product as uncharacterized. The record is from RefSeq and is a predicted model, not a curated record. Bases 1 to 708 code for a protein of 235 amino acids. The transcript has a single exon. NCBI's taxonomy places the organism in Eukaryota, Fungi, Ascomycota, Dothideomycetes, Pleosporales, Pleosporaceae.